UAUCGUGGAGGCGCGCGGCCCGUUGCGACCGUCCAACCCUUAUAAUUUCCGCACGCGCACUACCGCGCACUAACCCGGCGCUACUCGCGCGCGCACAACGUCGCGAACGCGCGCGAGGGAUACUUUUCCCCGAGGACCGACGUUCUCCAAACCCGCCCCUCGUCCCGGUUUUAAUUCCCGGUCGGGGCGCAGAUAAGACCUGGAAAGCCCGGGCAGUGGAGGAAUCCGUCAACGUAAGGACGCGUCGCGCGAGGGGCACCGGAGUGAAUGCGGAAUUCUGCGAGGGAGGAUAAGAGGAUAGACGCCGCGACGUAAAUUCUUACCCUCCACGAGAAUGUCCAGCCUAUGAGUGGCACUUUUCCUACGUCUUACUGGCAAACGGAGGGAGGACCUCCCACGCCUCAUCGACCAAGAAAUUCUCGUUCCUGCCGGCGGAUGCCCUCAAAGAGAAACUUUCCGUCGGAUGUCCUCAAAGAGUGGAUCUUCCCACGGGUUUCCACGGAUUAUACACCCCGGGAUCUCUGUUGCACGUUAUUCUCGAGGGACUUCCAUAUCGAUCCCGCGGAACCAACUUUCUCCCGGCACGUCCCGGGAACUUUCCGGGAAAGCGAUCCAACCUCUCGCCACUUUCCUUUAUCUCCCGCUUGAAACGGCUCGCGGCUAUAAACGGACGAUCUCGCUCCACCUACGCUGUAAUCGCGGCGCGCUACAAGACGCCGGAGCCAAUUGAAAAUUAAGGAGAUCGGCGGAGGCGUUUGCGCGGAAUACGAGGCGAAAUCCUCGGGUCCGUUCCAAUAACGCCGAGGGGAGGAUCGCGAGGCGGCCGUCGCCGUAGUGAAGAGAAACGCGCGAAUCCGCAUCUUAAAAUUCUGAGCGUGUCGGACAACAGAAACGGCGGCUGACAUGAUGCAACGGUGGACCAAAUGCAAGGCGAUAUUGCGAAAAUUCCCCCGGGGCUCAAACGAAGAUUCAGCUCGGGGUGUAACGUCAACGCCUAAUUGAGUGCGCGUGGCUGGCGAAAGGUGUGCUCUUACCACCGCGCGUGAUCCGGCGCAGGGAGGUCGGCGAUAACGCGGAUUUCCCGCUGCGGGAGGAUUUUAUUAGCGACGUGAUACGAAAACUUUCCCGCCCGCGUAAUCGGCCGUAAAGCAACGGUAAAAGGUCGGCACAGAACGUAACUUUUCCAUUUGUGCGAGACGUGAUAAGAAAGCUCGACCGACCUAAUUAGCGCGACGCGCGGCCCACAAUGUUGUGGUAAAGAGCGCUGAGUAAUGAGCAGGCGAGGCGGGAAUGACAGUUUGACGGAAAUCGUCGCAAAAUCUCGGCUCCCUUACCAGCUCCUAUCAUAUGCCGAAGCGGACGGGACUUUUCUUCCGGGGCAAAACGCGAAGCAACGAACGCGAAUUCCAGGGGGGUGACAUUCGUCUACUCGAUGCUCGUGGGCGAGAGGCUAAUACGCAAAAACCGCCUCGUCGUAAAGCGCCGGGCGAAUUUCACGACGAGACAUCAACGAUGCUUUAGUAAUCGUUAAGCGACACGCGGCUUGGAGCAACGGCGAAAAGGCUGCUCUAGUAGACCGGAGAACCAUCGGUCUUUCCUCCUAAGCGAGAGAUCAGCGCGACCGCCGGUUCCUGAUCUCCGACUGCGCAAAAAGAGAGGCGAGCCGAUACAAAAAUCCGCCGCGGCGACGACCACGUCUGCGGAAGAAGCCAGUUAUAUCGGAGUUUCGGGUAUCGACGAGAGGGAAAAAAAGCGCACCCACUCUACGGCGAACAAGCCGCAGGGACAAUGGAAUCUCAUCCGGCGGCAGCCGAUCGGCGGUUUGGGACUCGAUCGGAUUCUGCGGGGAGCGCCCGUGCGUGAAACACGAGCGGGAGCGAGCCCGGACGUCGAAAUCGAGGGCCGACGGUCGUGCGGCCACGCUACCCGGCGGUUUAAUCGGUGAAGACGUACAGUAAUCGCGCCGAUACCAUCGGCGGACGUGCCAGCGGCGCCGCGGCGGAAUUAAUGAAACGUCCCGCCGCGAUAAUUACGACGUGGCCGAUAAGGGGCUCGAUUUCCAUAAUCGAGCGCGCGUGAAUCCUCUUCCGCGCGCGCACGUGCGCGCCAGAAUCGAUCGGUGCCACGCGCCGCUGCGAUUUUUCCAAUUAAGAUCGGCCGGACGGAAAAACGGUGCGAUUCGUCGACGCGUGACCCGACGCGAUGCGACACGCCGGGAUUAAAAGCUCGUAUUUCCGGCGCCAGUAGCCGACGCGCUUUCGCGAAAGAUCGACCCCCGGGAACGAGAGAAUCGGCGGCACCGCGUGGGCGAGCGUGGAGCGGAAUUUACGCAGGACAACAGCGGCGCGUGAACACGACCGAUGGAUGUUCCUCGGCACCGCGAUUCGGCAAUUCAUCAUUCCGCGACGACGGAGAGUCGUUGCGGAGAGCUCGAACAUUGUGACGCUGCCUCGAUUGUAACGUGCCCUUCAAGCGCGACGCGAGUCUCGGCGCUACGUCGACAUAGUCGUGAAAGCUCGCCUGACUUGGACGGCUGGUAUGCGCGGUUGACAGGAAUAUGUAAGUUAUUUGCCCGGGAAGACGAUAAUCCUGCUGCUACCCACAUCGAAUUUCUACCCUUCGAAUAAAGCGGCGAGUACAUUUUGCGGGUAGCCAAGUAUUCCGAAGAUAUUCGGCUUCCGAAAGAGACAUGAAUCGGUGCGGACGUAUCCGACGAAUCACCCGCGCGUCGAGUCCCUUCGCGGCGACACCAUAAUCUAAUGUUAGAGAUUAUCAAAAACGCAGUUAUCCAACGCCCGAGACGCGAUCUCGUAAAGGGGAAAAAGAGUGGACGAGAGGGAAUGAAGAUUGCGUGCUCCGGGCGGGAGCUCAGCGCGCUUUGAGGCGCGAUAAGAAAGACGACCGAGAUCGCGAGCGGGUGGAGAGCGGGGUGAAAAACGCAGCGACGGCCUCUCGCCCGUCUGUAGCUCAACGUAGCGAGUUCCGUGGCCGAGAGACCGGCGUUAUUCGUGAUGCAGAGCCUCGACGAGCUGACGACGGCGUACAACUCCACGUCUCACCUCUGGAACGUGACGACGACCCUGUGGUACGACAAUGACACCUAUCACAACGGCACCAACUACACGGAUCUGGCGCCGCGGAAUCAGUUCGUCCUCCCGUGGUGGCGGCAGAUGAUCUGGACGCUCCUGUUCGCCGGCAUGAUCACGGUCGCGACCGGCGGCAAUCUGAUAGUGAUAUGGAUCGUGCUGGCGCACAGGCGGAUGCGCACCGUCACCAACUACUUCCUGGUGAACCUGAGCAUCGCGGACGCCAUGGUCUCCACCUUGAACGUCACCUUCAAUUACACCUACAUGCUCAACAGCCACUGGCCGUUCGGGACGCUCUACUGCAAGAUCUCCCAGUUCAUCGCGGUCCUCACGAUAUGCGCCAGCGUCUUCACUCUGAUGGCGAUAUCCAUCGACCGGUACAUGGCCAUCGUGAACCCUUUGAAGCCACGUAUGGGGAAAAAGGCGACGCUGUGCGUCGCGAUUGUAAUUUGGAUCAUCGGGGCAAUUCUGUCUUUACCGAUGCUGCUUUUCUAUACCACUUACACUCAGAACUUCAUGAACGGCGAGGUCCGCGUCGUCUGCUACAGCGAUUGGCCGAACACAGACGACAAUGGACUCAGCUACGAUGAAUAUUUGUACAACGUUAUCUUCAUGAUAUUGACGUACUUCUUGCCAAUCGGAUCCAUGACGUUCACCUACGCCAGGGUCGGCCUGGAAUUGUGGGGCUCGCAAAGCAUCGGGGAGGCCACGGCCAGACAGCUCGAAAACAUUCGGAGCAAACGGAGGGUCGUAAAAAUGAUGAUAGUCGUAGUAGUAAUAUUCGCAGUGUGCUGGCUCCCGUUUCAUAUGUACUUCAUAGUGACGUCAUAUCUGCCAGAGAUUACAAAUGAACCGUACAUCCAGGAGGUCUUUCUGGGCAUAUACUGGCUGGCGAUGUCCAACAGCAUGUACAACCCCAUAAUUUAUUGUUGGAUGAAUACUAGGCACGGUGCGAAUACCGCUGCACCUGCAAUCAGUGAGAGGCGGAAACGACCGGCUGUUGGCUCACCAUCGCGAUCACGGCAAAAAAUGGAGGACCUCGCAGACCAGAGGACACGUGUCCUGACAGGAGGAGGAAAACUCUCAGCAACAACGAGUACACACCUGGAUAUGAAAAUAUCUGGAUAUGAAAAUGUCUAGUCUCCCCUUACUAUGCUGGCGCUUUCCGCCGAUCGGCACAAUCGCACCUGCGUUCGCGGCACAUCCCGGGAAGAAGCGAUUCCCUCCGGCUGUCAAGCUUGUAUGACAGACCAAAGACACGGUCUAUUAUAUGUUUCGAGAGCUUUAAUCGAGCUUCUCUCUCUAGUCACGCGCAACUUUAAUCGCGAAGAGAUAUCUGUGUUAUUACAUUACACGUAAUGUAAUUUAAAAGAGUAAUUAUGUUGACUAUCACUGAAUUAUCUUUAUCGGCGUAUCAUUCAUAGUCAUUUAAAAAGGAUCAACGGACCAAGAUAUAUAUUGUAUCUAUUACAUCUUCUUCGUAGUGUUAAUACGCGGUGUUUUUCAAAAAAAAAAUGGUCGCAUCAAGACUCGCGAUUAAUCGGUGUUAGAAAGAUGUUCAAGUCUAAGGAAUAAUGAUUUACGUAAUGCGUAACAUCGUCGCAUUAAUUGUCGUGUUCCUAUCGUAUGUAAUAACCUAAGGGAAACCUGAAGAAUCCAAGACUAAGGCUCUUGUUUAAAAAUAAGAUACUUCUUCAAUCAAUAGGCCUAAGAAUUAAAGGAUAAAAUUCACCUAUAUUUUACGCUAAUUGUAAGUAAAACAAAAGAUAUAAAAUUUAAUAUGUAUUAUAUAUACAUAGAAUUAAAUAUAUCUUCACAAGCAAGCUUUUUGUUAAUGAAUUACAUUGUAAAUUAUGUGAAUGAUUGUAAAUUAUGUGAAUACAUUAAACGCGCACUAGAUGUGGUUGUGAACCCAUAGAUAAUCUGGUAAUAGUGAGUCCGAGUUCGUCGCUGAUAUUUUUUCAUUUGCGAAAGUCCGCUUCAUUUUUUUCAUGAAAUAAACUCUGUACUAAUUCGCAAUUUCAUAUCCAAAGCUAUCAAUAUCGAUCGUAGCUCUUCAACGAAUUUAAAAAAAAAGUUACAUUUUGAUAUAUUAAAGGAUUAUAAGUUUUCUCUUGUCUACUGCGCAUUACUACUUUAGUGGAGAUUCGUUUUGGCGUGGUUUCUUUUGCCAUGACCACGUACCACAAAUUUAUUUAGUCUAAACGGAAGAUCAGCGAGGCAACGUUAAUGAACUCAAAAUGUGUGUGUAAUAUCUUUGUAACUCAUAUUCCUUUUAGACUUUCAGAUGUUGUCGGAGCAAGAAAUACUCUGGGAAAACAAACGCUUUUUAAGAUACGACUUAGGUGUACAUAAUACACACCAUAUAAUACCGUAACGUAAAUAAAAGCGCAUAAUUAGGGAAAUAUUCAAAGUCGUGAUUAUUUCUGAAUAGGAGAAUAACCAGACGCGGCUGUAAAAGUCGCGUACCACGUCGGAAACGCGAGCGCACUUCAUCUCUUUGAAUGGUCCAAAGCAGCUCUGUACAUUAAUGACGCACACGAAAUAAUAAACAGAAUACCAUCGAUACCGAGAAAUUUUUCAUACCACAACUGUUGUGAUAUUUAUAACUCGCUUUUUGUACCAGCCGUUCUAGCUGUUGGAAUCUUUAUCUAGGUAGAGCUCGUUCCAAGUGAGAAAAUAAGCGAGCGAAAAUUUUAUUUAAAAUUUUCCUCAACAACGCAAACUCCAUCGGAGAGGGAGAGAAAAUUUCGCGGGUCGAUAUAUUAUUCACGUAUUUCUGGAGCAUUGGAAAUAAUUAGAGAGUUAUUUUUUCUUGUUAUCGAGAAACGCAAUCGGAGCACAUAAUGAAAGAAUCAUGGCUGUAUAUACUAUUGAUAUAAUAUAUAUUUGUUAUCAUAUCAGAGACCACUAAAAACAAAACAUAAGCAACGUGAUAGAAUGUAAGACAAUUGAACAAUAUUCGAGGCUGCGCUAGUAAGAUAGCGACUGAAUGUAUCUAACGCAAGGAGGCGUAAACUCCCGUGAAAUCACGCGAGAAGCGAAUGGAAUGCUCAUUCCCUUCGUUUUCAUUCGGCACCACGCGGUUCCGCGCGUACCUGUGACCGUAUAUUUGUUAGUUCUACUAUGAUUGUACUCUGGAAAAUGCGUAAAUAAAACAUCCUAUUUUUUAUG
This is a messenger RNA of Vollenhovia emeryi, 6260 nucleotides long. RefSeq names its product tachykinin-like peptides receptor 99D. Gene Ontology annotation, cellular component: plasma membrane. Bases 3012 to 4226 code for a protein of 404 amino acids. The record is from RefSeq and is a predicted model, not a curated record. Gene Ontology annotation, biological process: G protein-coupled receptor signaling pathway. The transcript has 6 exons. Lineage: Eukaryota; Metazoa; Arthropoda; Insecta; Hymenoptera; Formicidae. Gene Ontology annotation, molecular function: tachykinin receptor activity.